Perognathus longimembris pacificus (Pacific pocket mouse) is the source of this 1380-nucleotide messenger RNA. RefSeq names its product melanoma-associated antigen B4-like. Gene Ontology annotation, biological process: negative regulation of transcription by RNA polymerase II. Bases 1 to 1380 code for a protein of 459 amino acids. The record is from RefSeq and is a predicted model, not a curated record. Lineage: Eukaryota; Metazoa; Chordata; Mammalia; Rodentia; Heteromyidae. Gene Ontology annotation, cellular component: nucleus. The transcript is spliced from 4 exons.
AUGGUGGGAAGACCGGAAGUGGGAAGCAAGGAGCGGAAGUGGGAAGUAAGGAGCGGAAGUGGUAGCAAGGGCGGGCAAUACGCGCCUCCGCUGCUGUUGUUUGGCUUCCACGUGCAAUUCCACUUCUACUCAGUCUGUUCUCGUGAAAAAAUGGGCCGAUGUCUGGCGAUGCCCGGCGAAGGUUCCAUGAUUCCUUGGGAACUGCAAUUAAAGGCCGAGCCACUUAUUCUUUUGGGAUCAACAAACAAAGGCUUGGUCUAUGGCGGGCGUCUCAGGACACAAGCUGACCAGGAGAGAACACAAGCUGACCUGGAGAGGACACAGGUUGACCAGGUGUCCUGUCUGCUGGAUCUGACCAUAGUCAUCAUGCCAAGGGGACAUAAGAGUAAGCAUCGCUCCCGUGCCAAGCUUCAACAGGAAUAUGUGGAGAGCAAGAGUCUGCAGGGUGCAGAAGCCCAUAAAGAGAAGAAAGUGGAGUCGUCCCUCUCCUCUUCUGUUGGUGAUUAUGCUCUCCCUAGCUCCCAUACUGCCUACAGGCCCCAGAUGUCCCAGGAAGCCCCUGCCUGUGCUGAUGUAGGGGCUUCUUGUAUUAGCUCUGAUGUAGUUCAGAAUCCUAAUGUAGGUGCUAAUGAGGAAAGUUCCAGCAUCUCACAGGUGGCAGACCCCACUACGAGCAUCUUCAAAGAUCCUCUCACCAGGAAGAAUAUACUGGUGCAGUACAUGCUAGAGAAGUUUAAAAUAAAAGAGCCUGUUAAGCAGGUAGAUAUGCUAAAGGUUAUCCAAAAAAAUUACAAGCAGCACUUCCCUGAGAUUUUCAGGAAUGCAACUAAGCAGAUUGAGCGGAUAUUUGGUAUUGAUUUGCAGGAAGUAAAGCCAAAUAGCAAACCUGGAACUCUUGGCAGCCAGUUGGCUGACAUCAGUGAGGGUAGACUAGGUGCCACUGGGGGUUUGUCCAAGUCGGGCAUGGUGAUGAUGCUCUUGGGUAUCAUCUUUAUGAAGGGCAACCGUGCCACUGAGAAAGAUGUUUGGAAAUUCUUAAAUGAUUUGGGGAUUCAUGAGGGGAUGAAGUAUACAAUGUUUGGGGAGCCUAGAAAGCUCAUCACCAAAGAUUUGGUGCAGGAUGGAUACCUAGAGUAUCGCCAGAUACGUGGCAGUGAUCCUCCCUGCUAUGAAUUCCUGUGGGGUACCAGAGCCCGAGCUGAAACCACCAAGAUGCAAGUUCUGGAGUUCUUGGUUAAGGUUAUUGAUAAGCCUAUUAAUACUUUCCCUAUGCUGUAUAAAGAGGCUGUGAGGGAUGAGGAAAGGAGAGCAAGAGAGAGAGGUGCAGCUGGUGACCGCACUGUUGCCCAGGUCUCUUCCCAUGCUGCAGCCCUCAUCUAG